CGGUGGAGGCUGCAGAGAAGAAGCACGGCGAGGAGGAGGAGGAGCAGAAGCAGAAGCAAAAGCAGAAGCAGAAGCAGAUCGGUGUGUCGGUGUCCUCGGUGAAGCUGCUGGUCUGCAGGUCUCAUUCGUGCACUGGUCCCACCUUAAUGGCUUAAACCGAUUCGGGCUAUUUCCAACCGUGGAGAUUUCUGGAGAUUUGAGGCUGAGCCCAAGCUGGAAAUGAAGUUUCUUGGCUUUCUCGUGUUAAUGCUGUGCCGCUCGUCUCGGGCUUUUCCUGCUCCAGUGGAUACUGUCAUAGUCCAGGCCCAGCAGUGGGGAGUGGUGGGUGCUGAGAGGGUCGAGGAACAGGUUCUUCUCAAUGGAGUGUCACUGCCCAGCACAAGCCAGGAAUUCAACAAUAUAAAGGAAAGCAUUUCAACCGAUGCACUCCUCCUUGCUCUCAUCAGUGUGAACCAGACUUCAGUGCUCAGGAACCACACUGUUCUGCGCUCUCGUGAAUGCAUACUGGAGGGGUCUGAGCUGCACUGGACGGACCGUGUGUUCUAUGAUGGGAAGGUCUAUCUCACUCUGGACCACUCGGACACGUGGACGGCCCAUGUUCCACAAGCGCUGGCCAUCAAAGUGUUGUGGGACCAGGAAGAGGAGCGCACGCGGUCAGAGAGGAUCCGCCUUCAGGAGGGAUGCAUCAGGCUCAUGAGGGAGCUGAAGCUUUCGACGGAACAGUCGGGUGCAGGGAUUCCCUUGCCUCGGGUUCUGAUCCCCAUCCUGGCACUGCUGGCGUUUACAGGCUUUAUCCUGAUCAGCCUCCUCCUCACCAAAAAAAAAGGUUUGAGGCACCCUGGAGGGGUUGUUGGCUCUCUCAUACAUUACCCCAAGGACAUGACUGAAAAGGCUCCAGAGAAAAAAGGCAAUGGUUACUGUACCUUGUGAUGCAAAGCUCCAGCUAAAUGUCGGACUUGGGUUUGAGCUCUCUCCUCUGUGUCUACUGUUGAAUGUCCACUUCAUGAUUUAACCUUAAAUAUGUUUCUUCUCUCUAUGAUGACACUGUUGCUAAAUGAAUGGAAACAUAUCUUUGCUCUAGAGCACUAACCACCUACUGUGACGAGCCAGUCUGCAUUUCAGACAUUAGUAUAUGCACUUUAUCAUGCAUGUAUCACACUGCUGUUUUUAUCCCGUGUAUCUUUCAAAUGUAUGCAUUCACCCACAGAAAUAUAAGAAUGUUUACUGCCUGUAGCAAUCUACAAACUUCUUUUUGCUCACUUAACAAGGGCAGAAGUUUCCACUAGUUUGACAUAGUCAGACAGAUUCUGUGUCAAGUCCUCAAAGUAUCUAGUGAAAGUUACCACAGAGAAUGUAACAAAUGGUCAAGCAGUGUGUUCAAAAAGCACUUCUGUGUAAUUUCCAAAGAGGCUGACCUAGCCGUGGUGUUUGAUUUAAAAAACAAAUGUAUCCUACUGGUUCAAUUUAUGAGUGCUGUUGCAAUUGUCAAUAUUUUGUUUCCUAUUAUGUUUGUAAAAUUUACAGAAAUUUUAAAUUAAAGAUGCUUUAUUCGA
Messenger RNA from Limanda limanda (common dab), 1553 nucleotides. RefSeq lists its product as uncharacterized. Bases 220 to 930 code for a protein of 236 amino acids. NCBI's taxonomy places the organism in Eukaryota, Metazoa, Chordata, Actinopteri, Pleuronectiformes, Pleuronectidae. The record is from RefSeq and is a predicted model, not a curated record. The transcript is spliced from 6 exons.